UCAUUGAUUUUUUUUUCCAGCAUGUGUACAGUAUUAUGAGAGUUCUCUAUGCGUUCAGAUAUUCCUUACUGGUUUUACAGUGUAUAUCGUAAUGUGUGGAAAAACAAAGAUGUUUAUUAUUCGUGUCCUUCAUGAAAGGUUUAUAUAACUGAAGUUUCUUGGCUGCUCUUUAUUUGAGAGGUGUGAACUGACUGGAUCAUCAUGGGGUCCGAAGACGUCCUCAAGAGUGCAUCGACUCUGGCAUCGUACAACGUCCUGCUUCAGGUUAUGUUCCGGGUGCUUACUUUCUUUCUGAACGCGUUCACACUGCGCUUCAUGUCGAAGGAGUUAAUAGGCGUGGUCAACGUCCGGAUGAUGCUGCUGUACUCCACACUGGUUUUCCUUUCCAGAGAGGCGUUCAGGAGGGCGUGUCUAAGCGGAGAAGGGGCGGGGCGUAAUUGGAGACAGGUUAUCAACCUGCUAUGGCUUACGUUGCCACUUGGCUGUCUUUGGGGUGUGUUACUGGUGUGUGUGUGGCUGUGGUUACUCCAGGCUCCAGAUCCUCAGACUGUCCCACAUUACGGACCUGCUGUGGGAAUCUUCUGCAUGGCUGCUCUAACCGAGUUGCUCGCUGAGCCUCUGUGGGUUCUUGCUCAUGCUCAUAUGCUUGUUCGCUUAAAGGUGAUUGCAGAAAGUCUAGCAAUAAUUGCUAAGUGUCUUGUCACCGUGAUUAUGGUGGUCUCUGCUCCUCAGUGGGGUCUCUAUAUAUUUUCUGCUGCCCAGUGUGUGUAUGCAGCGUUCUUGUGUCUUUGCUACACUGUCUACUUCAUUCACUUCCUGGGUUCUGAGGAAGCAGAGAAGAAGUUCUUUCCACUGCGCCACAUUUCAGAGCUGCUGCCCACCAGAGUUCACAGACAGCCACUGAUAAACUGGAAGCUUGCCACACUGACUUGGAGUUUCUUCAAACAAUCUUUCCUCAAACAGAUUCUCACAGAAGGCGAGCGUUAUGUGAUGACCUUUCUGAAUGUACUCAACUUUGGAGACCAGGGGGUGUAUGAUAUAGUGAAUAACCUUGGGUCGAUGGUGGCUCGGUUUCUCUUCCUGCCUAUUGAGGAGAGUUUCUAUGUUUUCUUUGCCAAGGUGUUAGAGCGCGGACGUGAUGUACAGCAUCAGAAACAAGAUGAGGUCUCUAUUGCAGCUGAUGUACUGGAAUGUCUGCUGAAGCUGGUUCUUCUGAUUGGCCUGAUUAUCACUGCGUUUGGUUACUCCUACUCUUACCUGGCCCUCGAUAUGUAUGGAGGGGAACUUUUGAGCAGUGGAACAGGUCCCUCACUUUUACGCUGUUACAGUUUUUACGUACUACUUUUAGCCAUUAAUGGUGUUACAGAGUGUUUUGUGUUUGCUGCCAUGAGUAAGGAGGAGGUAGACAGGUAUAACUUUGUUAUGCUUGGACUAUCCGCCUCCUUCCUGCUGCUUUCCUAUUUUCUGACUUGGCUGUUUGGGGGUGUCGGCUUCAUCCUGGCAAACUGCUGCAACAUGGCUUUGCGAAUUAUCCAUAGCCUUAUUUACAUACACCGCUACUUCCUGCACAGUGACCACACCCCUCUGUCAGGGCUCCGCCCACAUCCUACACUCUUAAUUGCUCUCACAAUCAGUUCCAUCCUGACAGCAUUCUCAGAGCGUGCACUGUGUUGUGACGGUGGCUGGUUGCUGAGGCUGGCGCAUAUCUCCAUCGGAGCAGUUUGUUUACUGGUUGUGGUCAUGGUGGCGUUUCUUACAGAAAGAAGACUUGUUCAGUUCAUCAGAACUCAGCUACUACCCCACUACGGCAAAAAACGCACAUGAACUUGUAUCAUCAAACAUUCAGUGGGACCUGUCAGUUUGGUGUUGGACAAUGUAUUGCCUUGAUACAUUUAGGUAUCUGUUAGAACUAUGCAGAUAAUCUACAAACAUCUGUGUUAUAAUUCUUUGCUUCAGGUUGGUUGUUGUGUUUGGGGAAUUUGUAUGUUUUAUUCGGGGAGUAAUAAAACAAAUCAAUUUCUAUUUCAAAAGUAAUCAUUAAAAUCUGACACCAAAAAUGUACUGGUUUACAAGAAGUUUCUGUUUACCGUCAAUAAAUGGAUCCCCCCCCCCCUUUAAACAUUUAACAUGGGAAUUAAACCUGUCCAUCCAUUAUCUGUAAUCGCCUACCCUUUGCAGGGUUGUGGGCAAGCUGGAGCCUAUCCCAGCUGACUAUGGGCAAGAGGCAGGGUACACCCUGGACAAGCCGCCAGGUCAGGGAAUUAACAACAUUCUAAUUUGAGAAAUGUUUUAUAAAUUGACAAGGUUAGGUAUGACAGUGAAAAUUCUAAAUGGUUUUAUGACUUUUUUUUAAUAAUAAUAAUUUCUUACUUGACAGUUGAUAAUUGACACUGUACACCUAGCAAUACUAUAUUUAUUAUAAAUCAUAAUUGAGGUAAUUACCCAAGAUGGAGCAGUUUGCAAUUUUUAAGAGCCCUCUGCUGCCAACUGUAUUAACAAUUCUUUUCCUUUCUUUCAGUGUUUCAAAUCAACUGCACACUGUUGAAAUGACGUACUCCUCAUAAAAGUCCUUUACAGAAAAAGGCGCUGAUCUGAACAGCUCUUGAGGGUGGGACUUGAGAUAUUAUUUGGGCUAGAAAAAUGAGAACAGAACCCUGAACCGAAGAAACUAGCCCCAUCUAUUUGAAUAAAUUAUUACAGGUUUAUAAACACUUUACUAAAAAGGUGCAGUUUGUAAUUUUUAGAAGAUAUGAUGGUCUACACCACACCGUAUUUAUUACUGGGAGCAAAUUGUGAAAAAUUUGUGGAGGAAAAAAAUAAAAAAAUUGGUAUGAACAA
Messenger RNA from Neoarius graeffei (lesser salmon catfish), 2838 nucleotides. RefSeq names its product RFT1 homolog (gene rft1). Bases 202 to 1824 code for a protein of 540 amino acids. NCBI's taxonomy places the organism in Eukaryota, Metazoa, Chordata, Actinopteri, Siluriformes, Ariidae. The transcript is spliced from 13 exons. Gene Ontology annotation, biological process: dolichol-linked oligosaccharide biosynthetic process; glycolipid translocation. The record is from RefSeq and is a predicted model, not a curated record. Gene Ontology annotation, cellular component: endoplasmic reticulum membrane.